AUGCCCAGCUAUGCGUUCAACUCUCGUAGCAGCUCUUACUACACCGACGAUCAAUCGGACAGCUGUUACGGCGGCGACCCUGGUGUUUAUGGCGGCUCUGAUUUCGACUUCGAAUCCGAAUCUGAUAACGAGUCUGAAGACAAUGGUAACCACGAAGAACACUGCAACCAUCAUAGUACUGCGCUGUCUACUCGCUGCAAUGGCCACACGUAUGGGGGCAAGCCGUGCAGCCGGAAGGCGCACGUUUUUGACGAAGGCAUGCUCCCCGUAUGUAGGUCACACCGGUGGUACGGAGGACUGGGCGACUUCGGGAGAGCUGGUCGGUGCCAGGCCGUUGCAGCAUGCGGAUAUGUAUGCAAUCGACUCGCACCGUACGCGCCGUCAUUCCACUUUUGUAAAGAACACCAGAAAGGCUCUGAAGCACUUCCUUGUUACAUCACACGCCUGCCGACUGAGCUCCGGCUGAUGAUAUUCCGCUACCUGUUCCCAAAUGUCAUCAAGGACGAACGACUAUAUCGCACUCAUCCCGAUGCACCGCAUACUGCAGUGUUGUUCGUUAGUCGCCAGUUCUAUGAGGAGGCCGCCGUGCUCAUAUACGGCGAACCCAAGUUCGAGGUUAGGAUCUGGCCAACAUACAUACAGCUAUUCGGGAAGCGUUGGGAUCGUGAAGAUACCUGCUACAUCUUUGAAGAGCCCACCAAGAUCCUCUGUCGACCAGCCGCACGCCGCAUCCGCCAUUUGGAUAUUCAGGUCAAUUUUGCCCUCACGCAAUCAAACAUCAGGGGCGUCAGUGGGUUCGGUAGAUCGUACGAAGAGUUCGAACUAUACCAACUGCGGGACACCAUUCGAAAGUUUGUGGACGUCAUUUCACCAUCACCGUCCGAAUCCAGUCCAGCAGCUCUGAAGCGAUUGUCAGUCACACCAGCACCUUCGUGCAGGCAGCUUUGGCAAUCGGAUGAGGCUACCGCAGCGAUCUUCUUUGUUCUGGAACCUUUCUUGAGCCUACGCCCUAUCGGAAGGGUCUUUUUGCAUUCCCCCCCUCGUCCAGAGCUCUUCACGUACCGGGAACGCAAUUUCGUCUCGAUCAUCACCGAUCUCCCCAAGGACGACCUCUACUGCAUGCGUCGUAAUCAGUGGAUUUCCUUGAUGACCUUCGGUAACGAACCACCAAAGAGCAGCCAGGACGUGAACGGAGCGGCAGCGCUUGCAGCAGCAUACAGAAAGAUUGAAGACUUUGCACGGCUCAUCUAUAAACAGGAUUCACCUGAGUGUUUGAGGACAGCUGUCAGGCAAGCUUGGACGUCUUCAAUCUUCCGGGGAAUCGAACGAGUGCUACACAUUGCUCGGAUUGCGUAUGAGGACGGCGACCUUGGAUGCCUCAGGAAUAUUCGCGAAGCGAUUUUGAAGCGAUGGGUCACAGCGCAUCAGCAGCACCUGCAGUCUCUUUCUGCCGUUGCAGCUUCGGUGUCUGCUAUGUUCGAUGGCGAUGUGGCCAGUCUACACGAAGGACAUCCUGAAGCUUUUGACUUCAAAUACGUCGAUUUGGUGAAGAAAACAGAAACAGUGGAAGAUACGUGGCCAGAGAUUCCAGUCAAGGCUCCCAUGCCAAAGCUCAAAGGUCCCGACUUGAUCGUCGAGGAAAAGAGGCAGAAAGUCGUUGUUAUGAAGGACGGUGAGAAAAAGGAGUGGGCAAAGACACCGGCAGUGAUCCGUCAAUUGCGAGCAUACAAGCUAGAGAGCCCCUGA
Molecule: messenger RNA, 1746 nt
Organism: Ascochyta rabiei
Lineage: Eukaryota; Fungi; Ascomycota; Dothideomycetes; Pleosporales; Didymellaceae
Exons: 2
Coding region: 1-1746 (581 amino acids)
Source: RefSeq, a predicted model, not a curated record